AUGAAUGAUGACCCCAAAAAGGUGACUGAGAAGAAACUCUCAAUAUUCUACCACUGCUAUCUCCUGAGCCAAGAGGCUGCUCGCUCUGAGAAGGAUGGGGCUACGGCAGACACAGAUGAAGGAUGCUGCAAGCUGGAAGAUUCAGGCAUGGUGGCAGGGAACGUUGGUACAACCGGCACUGCUACAUGGAUCCCUCUAAGCCUGAAUUAUCCAGUGCUGGUUGUGGGUGGCAUAUAUAAGGCUAACGGAGAGAAGACGACAGGCAGUGCUGCUGCUGUGUACCUCAAGGGAGACGAGGCAGCCAUCAAGAUCCAGGCCUGGUGGCGGGGGACCGUAGUACGACGCGCCCUGCUGCACGCAGCCCUCCGUGCCUGGAUCAUACAGUGCUGGUGGCGGGUAGCUCACGUGCGACUGUUAGAUCGGCGUCGCCAGACAGUGCUGCAGCUCUACACGAGGCGAGAGUGGGCCGUGGUGAAGCUUCAGGCCCUGAUCCGAAUGUGGCGUGUGCGACGGCGCUACCUGAGGGCCCGGGCCGCCGCCUGCCUGAUCCAGACGCGCUGGCGCAACUGCCUGACCCGCGGGCUCCUGCGUGGCCGCUACCAGAUCACAGCCAGAGGUCUGGCAAUGAACGUGAAGGUCUUAAUUGCAUAG
Messenger RNA from Trichosurus vulpecula (common brushtail), 651 nucleotides. Its product is annotated as IQ domain-containing protein F5-like. Bases 1 to 651 code for a protein of 216 amino acids. NCBI's taxonomy places the organism in Eukaryota, Metazoa, Chordata, Mammalia, Diprotodontia, Phalangeridae. The transcript is spliced from 4 exons. The record is from RefSeq and is a predicted model, not a curated record. Gene Ontology annotation, molecular function: calmodulin binding.